AUGCAUGGCGGCGAUGAAAAGACUCAGCCUGAAGUCGUAUUCAAAGUUGAUGAGCUGCUGGAAAGCAAAUUCAUCGUACACUAUCGCAAAACGGAAGCUUGUGCGCUUUGUGAAGCUGGUUUCUGUAUCGUACUUUUGAUAUUUGGACUGUUAGAAGUUUUCAAACUCAAUGAGCAUGUUUGUGGUUACUGUUUUGUUUGUGCCGCUUUUUUGUUCUUCUGUCUAUUUUUGCAAUUCUACUUUGCAGUCAUAUUCAAUUGCUGGCCGCUUCUCAUUUGCCACGCCUUCCAAGCAGGUGGCAUGUGUUUAUCCAUAUUUGUUCUUUUAAUGUGUUCACUGCUGCUAUCGUAUCCUACACAAAUUACUGUAGUGCAAUACAGGAUUACUGCGGUUCUUGUAGUAGCGACGGGAAUCAUCAUAUUGACAGUAGUAGCAACAUUCGCUGCUUCGUCAUUCAGCCGUGCUAGAGAGCUAUGGGCCUUCGAAGUCACCCAUACAGACCAUCUUCGGCGACUUCUGAUUGAUGCACUUGACACUUUGGAGAUGUACAAGCAGGAACGCACCUCAAGUAGUGGCGAUUGAGCAUCAACUGCUGCAGAGCUGAUUACACUUAAACGCUUAGAUUAACCAUCUGUCGUAUCAAUUUUCAUCAAAACUAUGCUUUCAUAUUAGACCUCUCUUAAUUACGAAUGAGUAUCUUAAAG
Messenger RNA from Cylicocyclus nassatus, 704 nucleotides. The record is from the annotation of a GenBank genome assembly. Lineage: Eukaryota; Metazoa; Nematoda; Chromadorea; Rhabditida; Strongylidae.